AUGACACGCACUGGUGAAAAUAACACAGCCCUUGUCGUCAAGAAUAUCAGCCAGCUUCUUGAGAAUGCAUCCCGCUGCCAAAGUGGCCUGACAUUUUACGGAAAGUCUUCUUCGGAACCCAUCCACGCCUUGUACGCUGAUUUCCAGCAAGACGCGACGGAGAAAGCUCACCUCCUCCGUGAUUUCUGGACCUCAGCUUCAGCGUCAGCCUCGGGUUCGUCCAUUGUGCUCCUGCACUUUGACACCCAGAGUGAAGCGGUGUUAUGGUUCUGGGCUGUGACUCUGGCCGGGCUCAUCCCGUGCAUGUCCACCCCCUUCGUCGUAGACGAAGGCAAGCGCAAGAAACACAUCCUGCAUCUCCAGGCUCUGCUGGACAAACCCCUGAUUCUAACCAGCGAGCGACUGCUGCCGGAGUUUCGCGGUGUCGAAGGCCUUGCUCUGCACUCUGUUGAGUCCCUGGGCGAUAAGAGACCAACAAACCCUGCUAUGAACUUGCCCGGCCCGCUCAAGGACCCCGAGCAGACGGCCUUGUUGAUGUUGACGUCCGGUAGUACGGGGAAUGCAAAGGCAGUCCCGCUCCGCCAUGGGCAGAUCCUGGCCGCGCUGCGGGGGAAGGCGUCUCAUUAUGGGAGUCGGCCGGACGAUGUGUUUCUGAAUUGGGUUGGUUUGGACCAUGUCGCGAGUAUGACGGAGGUGCACUUGCUUGCGGUCAGCCUGGGCAGCGAGCAGGUGCAUAUCCCUGCAGGCAAACUAUCACAGAAUCCCCUCCGGUUCAUUGAGCUGCUCGAGACGCACCGCGUCACAUCGACAUUCGCGCCUAACUUCUUCCUCACCAAGUUACGCGAUGCUCUUGCAGCAAACCCCAAGGUAACGGCGGAUUUGUCUGCGCUGAGAAGAAUCAACUCUGGCGGGGAAGCCAACGUCGUCGCGACGUGCGCAGCCCUUACUCGCCAGCUCCAGCAGCGGUGCCGUACCCCCAGCGACCUGGAAGUCAUCAGUCCUGGAUUCGGCAUGACGGAGACAUGUGCAGGGGCGAUUCACUGCACUGGCGGAUUCCCAUCUGUAGACGCCAAGCGGGGCUUGGAGUUCGCGAGGCUGGGGACUUGCAUCCCCGGGGUGCAGAUGCGGGUGGUAGGCAAGAACAACCAACAUGCGGUGUGCGGAGAGACCGGCGAGCUACAGCUCAAGGGCCCCGUCAUCUUCACCGGAUACUACAAUGACCCGGUCGCGACUGCACAGGCCUUCACAGAGGAUGGAUGGUUCAUUACAGGGGAUCUGGCCUGGAUAGACGAUUCGGGCAGCCUCAACCUCGCCGGCCGGAUCAAGGACAUCAUCAUUAUCAACGGUGUUAACUGGAGCGCGACCGAGAUCGAGACGGCCAUUGAAGAGGAGGGAAUUCCCGGCGUGACGCCCUCGUGGACUGUCGUCUUUCCGUAUCGCGACCCUGGUUCCCCGACAGAGGGUGUAGCUGUGGUAUAUGUCCCCGCGUUCGGCGAGGACGAGGCCGCCGUGCGUUUCGAGACCGACGCCGCAAUCACGAAGAUCGUUGCGCUUCUCACGGCGCAAAAGCCAGGUCAUAUUAUCCCGCUGCCGGCGGAGAUGCUGGAGAAGUCGUUACUGGGCAAGGUCUCGCGCACGAAAGUCCGCAAGGCCUUUGUGAGUGGUGUCUACGCCUCCAUCGAAGAGCGCCAUUUGGCUGCGGUCAACGCGUAUCGGCAGUCAACCUGGAAGCAGUGCGCCACAGAGACAGAGCGAAAGAUCCAAGUAGUCUUGAGCGAGAUACUACAGAUCCCUGUGGAGAAGAUUAGUGCCGACUCGUUGCCAUGGACAUACCCAUACCAACCGUCAGUGAAAUCGCCUCCGCAGUCGACACCACCCGCGCUUCACCCCCCGGCCUACAACCCCAUCGUCCCCCUCCAAGUCCACGGCACGCAAAUCCCCCUUUUCCUCAUCCACCCCGGCAGUGGCGACAUUCUUGUCUUUAUCGCUCUAGCCGCCCAAUUCCCCAACCGCCCAGUGUACGCCAUCCGCACCCGCGGAUACAACGCCAACGAGCCGCUCUUCCCCACCAUGCAAUCCACAGUCGAAACAUACACCUCGCACAUCCGUAAGGUCCAGCCUCACGGGCCCUACGCCAUAGCAGGGUACUCGCUCGGCUCAACACUCGCCUUCGAAGUCGGCAAGCUGCUCGAGUCCCAGGGACAGGAGGUGCGCUUCCUCGCAUCUAUCGACUACCCACCACAUAUCCGGCAAUACGUGUCCGGCCAGAACUGGCAGGACGUCGUUCUGCACAUCUCAUUCUUCCUAGAACUCAUCGGCGACGAGCUCAUGAACUCUGCGAAAGCUUAUUUCCUUUCCCCCCAGAUCAGUGAUAUUGGUGAGAACUUCCGAGUGCAUGGCGAGAGCUAUGAGCCAGUGGGGAGCGUGGACCAUCUCGAUGUGUUUAUUGCGGAUCCGCCCGGGUAUGCGGCGCUGGAUCGCCGCGACUGGGUGGAGAAUAAGUUGGGUGGCUGGAGGGAUUUUGCCAGGACUGAUGUUGAGUUCCAUGAGUGUCCGGGGAUUCAUGCGCGUAUGCUAAAUCCAGACCAUAUUCUGGAGUUUGUGAAGAGCUUUAAGGCGGCGAUGAAGAUGAGGGGGGUUUGA
Messenger RNA from Penicillium verrucosum, 2643 nucleotides. Its product is annotated as non-ribosomal peptide synthetase. Gene Ontology annotation, molecular function: CoA-ligase activity. The record is from RefSeq and is a predicted model, not a curated record. The transcript has 4 exons. Lineage: Eukaryota; Fungi; Ascomycota; Eurotiomycetes; Eurotiales; Aspergillaceae. Gene Ontology annotation, biological process: secondary metabolic process; biosynthetic process. Bases 1 to 2643 code for a protein of 880 amino acids.